This is a messenger RNA of Pocillopora damicornis (cauliflower coral), 762 nucleotides long. Its product is annotated as acyl-coenzyme A thioesterase 3 pseudogene. The record is from RefSeq and is a predicted model, not a curated record. Lineage: Eukaryota; Metazoa; Cnidaria; Anthozoa; Scleractinia; Pocilloporidae.
AUGAUCACCUUGUGGCCAAAAUUCUCACUCGUCGACAAAAUAACUAAGAUUGACGUAGUUCGACUGAAACCAGUGCAGAAGAUUACACUGGGGGUACGAGUCGUUGGAGAUAGCGGGCAAAUGUUCGAUUCACACGCUCACUUCAUUGCUACCUAACAUGGCCAGAUUGAUAUUUGUAGUCAACCGUCUGUUGGUGGAUCUUACCGCGGAGUUUCAGCUAUGGGACUCUUAUGGAGCAUGAAACCAUCACCUGGGCAGAGAAAAGGAAUUCGAAUGGUAAAAUCUGAUGUCACCAAACCUUACAAAGUCGUCUUGGACUGUUUUGAUAGCCAUACGGAUCCGCAGGAAUCAAGUUCUUUGCAGCCUUUGUCUAGCAAUACGUUUGAGAAGGGGUACAUGGCGGAUGGAGUGAAGAGAAUUCCUGUGAGAGAAGUAAGAAUCCGUGGAACUAUUUUUCUUCCUCCGGGCGAUGGACCUUUUCCUGAACAUUUGUGCACUAACUUGCGUUAUCCCCAAGCAGGACAUCUCAUCGAACCACCCUACUCUCCUCUUUGUGACUUUUCUUUCAGCAAAUCUACUAAAGAAUGGUGUGGUUACCCGUACCUAGCUUGGGGAGGGGAGACUGUUGCGCAUGCCAGAGCACAAGAAGACUGCUGGCCAAAGAUUUUACAUUUUCUGCAAACACAUCUCCAACAAGACACGGAGAGUGAGGAAUAAGAAUACAUACACGCUUGCUAUGUGUUUGAGAACUUUCACAGAUAA